AUCCCUUUUUAAUUCUUUAUAAUUAUAGUAAAGUAGAAUCUGAAAUUUCUGAAACUUCUGAUUUAUCUGAAUUUGAUUUAGAACAAUUAUAUCAAACUCCUGUACUUUCUCCUCCUAUUACUCCACCUUUAUUAUCUCCAAAUAAUAAUAAUAUGGCAUUACAAGCACAAGAUAUUAAUUAUUUAAUUAAUGCUAUCCAAGCACUAGAUAAUCAAACUAAACUUAUCGAAAUUAUACCUUUUGCUGGUGGUAAUCAAGAUCUAGUUACUUGGAUUGAGAAAUUUGAAUGUAUGGCUGUAGCUAACAACUUUACUGAUGCAAGAAGACUACAAAUUAUCCCUGUCUAUCUUAAAAAUGAAGCAGCAAUUUGGUAUACUAACGCUCAUCAACAACAAGCUUUUGGACACUGGGAUACACAAAAUCAAAAUGAUAACCAAUAUGCUAUGCAUCUACAUGAAUUAUAUCAUCAAUUAGAAACGAAUGCCAAUGUUUAUCCAGAAAUAGAAAAAGUCCGUAAAUUUACUACUGGUUUAAGAACAGAAUUACAAAUGGCAGUACGUCCAUUUGGUGAAAAUACUUGGGAUGGAGUAGUUAACAGAGCAAAAACUUGUGAACUUACUCGUUAUGGUGCUGCAAUGUAUAUUACUCCUAAUCUUAACAACAAUAUUGUUACUCCAACUCUUACAUCUACUAAUUCUGUUGAAAUUAUAAUGGAAGCUCUCAAUAAAUGUAUGGAAAACCUUGAAAAGAAAAUUGAAAAGAAAUUAGAAAACAACAACUUGAAUACAGAAGGUCCUGAUGCUUUCCAAGAUAAUACAAACCCUUCUAUGAUGUAUUUAAAAGAAGAAGAUAAAAAUAAUAUUAAUGAAGCCUAUGUAGGAAAAAGAAGAAAAGUGGUAGAAGAAAAUGAAACUCCAGAAGUUCAAAAUAUUGUAGUAAAUGAUCCUCAAGCAGAAAAUUCUAAAACUCCUAAAACUAAAAAGAAAAGAAAUCCUUUACAAGGUCCAAGAUUUCAUAAACCAACAAUUGAUAAAGAUGUAUCAAAAUAUUCAAUUGUUAAAGACUUGCAACAAAUCAAGGCAAAUAUUUCUAUUGCAUAA
Molecule: messenger RNA, 1100 nt
Organism: Racocetra fulgida
Lineage: Eukaryota; Fungi; Glomeromycota; Glomeromycetes; Diversisporales; Gigasporaceae
Source: the annotation of a GenBank genome assembly